GCGUUUUACCUUGAUUUUUGCUUGAGCUCCGCUGAAGUUGCUCAUCAAGGAGAAUUACUUUGUGGUUGUGGAAGCGCGCAUUACAUGGUGGUGCUCUGGAGCGUGUGAGGGUGGUGCUUGUCAGUCCGCAGCAUGCUGGCAAUGUGGGAUCUGUGUGCCGAGUUGCUACUAAUUUUGGUGAAUUUGAUCGAAUCCCAACAUCGCUAUGCAUUCAUUUCGUGUUUUCAGUUCUGCAGCUUUGUUGUGCAUGAGGUGCUCGAUUAGAAUUCGCAGCUGAUCACUUGCGAUUGGAGAGGUCUGGAGAUGGAUAUAACUGGAUUUCUUUUUAUAUAUUUAUUUUUGUUUUAAGAAUAUUUUGUAAUAAUAUGUGUUUGUGGUUGCGUUGCUGCGUGGACGUGGAAAUAUGGAAGACUGCAAUGAGUUAUGGUUGGUGAACCCUCAAUGUGAUUUCAGGGGAGUGGAGGCACAGACGAUGGCAGCAAAUGUGACCUCGCGAUCCAAACUCGAGCAUAUUCGUGUCACAGAUACUCUUCCAGAGGCUCUCAAAGACUGUUCGAUGGCUGUUGGAUUCACUCGUCGCAGUGGAAUAUUGCGCAUCCCUGACACACGGCUUGCCAAUCUCUGCAUCCCACCUCUAGACUCACUAAAUCUUGCGAUUGUUUUCGGUCGAGAGGAUCGAGGUCUUACGAAUGAGGAAUUGAUGUACUGCACGCACGUUUGCAGCAUUCCUUCGAUUCAGAGUGCAGGCUCUCUAAAUCUUAGCCAUGCAGUGGCAGUGGUGUUAUCACGGCUAUACGAACAGAUUCCUCAUGAACAAGCUCAUGAUCCCUCCAACUAUGUACCGAUUCAUUCCACAUCUUUCAAGAACUUACCAGGUACAGCAUCUAUUGAAGCCGUGGAGAAUCUGAUGAGACGAUGGGAACUUGUCUUGCAAGCGUGCAAUCAAGCCACUGUAGCGCUAGGAAUUCCAAAUUAUAGAAUGCAGGAGAGGAUGUUGGUUCAUGUACGCCGCAUGUUAUUGCGAACAGGGCCCUCACUAAAGGAACUAGGAUUCCUACAUGGAUUUCUUACUAUGGUUGAAACUGUUGCCUCUAGGAUUCAAACCUCUCAAAUCACUGAGAAACCUCAUCCUUAUCAGGCAGAUGCUCAAUCUGAUAAAAGGAGUUGAGUUUGAGUAUUUGAAUCUCUGUGAGCGUCUACUUGGACUGA
This is a messenger RNA of Physcomitrium patens, 1209 nucleotides long. NCBI's taxonomy places the organism in Eukaryota, Viridiplantae, Streptophyta, Bryopsida, Funariales, Funariaceae. The record is from RefSeq and is a predicted model, not a curated record.